Messenger RNA from Aegilops tauschii subsp. strangulata, 381 nucleotides. Lineage: Eukaryota; Viridiplantae; Streptophyta; Magnoliopsida; Poales; Poaceae. The record is from RefSeq and is a predicted model, not a curated record.
AUGGAGGCUGCUACGCCGCCACCCCGCUCCACCAGCCAGACCACACUCGCUGCACCGCAGAAGAUGCACCAGCCUGCACCGCCGCCAAAGCUCCACCAGCCCGCAUCGCCGUCCUCGCCCACCGUGGCCAAUGAGACCGCCUACCAGCAAGAACCACCGCCGCCCUCCAUCGCCACCGCCAGCCAACCAGAUGACGGCCUCCAACCCGCGGCGUCGCAGCCCGCAUGGCCCGGCGGCCAGAUUUGGUCAUCGCUGCCAAGGCAAGCCUCGCCACCGUUAAUGUCUGCCACGCAGUUCGAGCCAGCGCAGCGUUGCCGCGAAUGCACGCUGGCAGCACGCCCGCCCACCGUCGCGCCAACCGCCACGCCACGCUCUGGCUAG